Arctia plantaginis is the source of this 369-nucleotide messenger RNA. The record is from the annotation of a GenBank genome assembly. NCBI's taxonomy places the organism in Eukaryota, Metazoa, Arthropoda, Insecta, Lepidoptera, Erebidae.
AUGAAGGGUAUAACUAAGAGUGUAACUAUGGAUAUUUUAGAAGUUACUUCAUGUUCGAGUGGACGUGUCCGUAUCAACGUUAAGGAUCACCGGCGACUGCUAAAGCCGUACACAGCUUCCAUUAACAUUGUGGUAUCGGUAUGUAUCGUGUGUUUGUGCCGCGCGGCUAUACCUCUGCUGACGACGUUCGCCUUUGUCGGUGCGCAUUCCUUGCGCUCGCGCAGCUCGCCCCUCGCCCCGCGCUGCCGCUGUGAUCUCGCCGCUCGACACGCCCCCGCGACACAGGCCGCUGCCCACAGACAUGUGUCGCGCCCCGAGCACGCUUCGCAGAACAAUGGACCGCGCGCAGAUAAUUAUUUGUUCCGAUAA